Papaver somniferum (opium poppy) is the source of this 1017-nucleotide messenger RNA. RefSeq names its product probable pectinesterase 55. Gene Ontology annotation, biological process: cell wall modification. The record is from RefSeq and is a predicted model, not a curated record. The transcript is spliced from 5 exons. Gene Ontology annotation, molecular function: pectinesterase activity. The coding region runs from base 1 to 1017 and encodes 338 amino acids. Lineage: Eukaryota; Viridiplantae; Streptophyta; Magnoliopsida; Ranunculales; Papaveraceae.
AUGGCGCCGAUGAUUCUUCGUUCAUUUUUAUUGUUUUCAUUUGUAUGUUUUUAUAGCGGUCUCGAUGAUGUUGUAAAAGGUUUGGAAUGUCAAUCGAAUCCCAAUAAUCCAGCCAGAGUUUGGUAUACACUCAAUGUGAGACCUCCGGUGAGGCACGAGAGCAAUAGCAAUUUGACAAUCAAAAGGGAAAGUGGGAAAUUAGUUUAUACAAGUAUUCAAGCGGCGAUCGAUUCCAUUCCAGAUGGAAAUGAUAAAUGGAUUCAAAUUUUUGUUCAAAUUGGCAGCUAUUGGGAGAAAAUCAACCUUAAUAAAUCCUGCAUUCUGCUCGAAGGUAGGUAUGCGCAAAAGACUUUAAUCGAAUUUAACGCACACCAAAAUACAUUGGAGAGCGCAACUUUUACUUCCGUUGCUGAAAAUUUCGUCGCUAAACAUAUAACAUUUGUGGCAGUAGCAGCAAUGAUACACGGAGAUAAAUCUGCAUUUUACUCUUGCGGUUUCUUUGGAGUUCAAGAUACACUAUGGGAUAGCCAAGGUCGACAUUAUUUCAAAAACUGUUAUAUUGAUGGUGCGGUCGACUUCAUCAUGGGCAAUGGACAAUCUAUUUACGAUGAAUGCAUAAUAAGAGUGCUCGGAAAUUCUAUAUCAGCGUCUGGGGGAGUUGGUUACAUAACAGCACAGAGUAGAAGCAGCGACGAGGAUCCCAGUGGAUUUGUGUUUAAAGGUGGAGUUGUGGAAGGAAAUGGCAAAGCAUGGCUUGGGAGAGCUUGGGGGAGUCAUUCACGGGUCAUAUUCAAUGGUACAUACUUCAACGACAUUAUUGUCCCUGAAGGAUGGUCGCCUUGGGAAUUCGAAAAUGAUCCAGUAAAACAUUUUACAUACACAGAUCAGAAUUCUGAGGGACCAGGGAAUGACACAUCCCGUCGACAUUUUAAUACGUCGCUCACUGAUCAGCAAAUGCAACAGUUCACUGAUCUCUCGUACAUUGAUGCUGAGGGAUGGAUCUCGAACCAUCCCUAG